Molecule: messenger RNA, 914 nt
Organism: Acanthoscelides obtectus
Lineage: Eukaryota; Metazoa; Arthropoda; Insecta; Coleoptera; Chrysomelidae
Source: the annotation of a GenBank genome assembly
UGUUUAAGCGAAAUUUAUUGUUCUAACCUCCUAAAGGGAGAGUUCUGUAUGCGAAAAAGUGUUUGGAAUAACAGGUGCUUAGUUUGUUGUGAACAAUGGAUAAUUAUAGUUAUUGGAACUAUUGGAAGCGGCCCUUGAAACUUCAUGAACUCAUGGCAGAAACUGAAAACAUUGAUGACGAUGAGUUGAUUCCUGAUACUAUUGCCGUUCUACCGCCAGUUAACGCAAAUGAAUAUAACACUGAUGAGGAUUCCGGCGACGAAAAUGAAGUGGAUAUAAACAACCUCCCUGGAAGUCAGCUGAUGACUGAAGUUGAGGUUGUAUUUGAAAACAAGGGAUCAAACCAAACUACAGUUGAGAGUGAUUUUGAUAGCGACGAUGACCUACCUUUGUCUACCUUUCUUACGAAAAAACGACCAAAAUUAUCAAAACCAAAUUACUCUUGGAAAAAAGGUGACAUCAACCAAGAUUUUCCAGAAUGGGUAAACGCAAGUGGUCCAAAAAAUUCUUUAUCUCCUUUAGAACUAUUUUUUCAGUUUAUAGAUGACGAAAUUAUUGACUUGGUUUCUCAAUGUGAAAAAGCUUCUUUCCAUAUCUUUUGUGACAAUUUUUUACGUUCAUUACCUCUGUUGGCUGAGCUGACCUACAGGGGGCUCAAAUGCACAGGAACUCUGCGAGAAAACAGACUAUCAGAUUGCCCUCUUGAAAAAUCCAGUAUGUUCAAGAAAAAAUCCCGUGGUAGUUUUGAUUAUCUUUUGGAGGAGAACCAAAAUAAUAUUGUAUUAUAUGAUCGGAUGGAUCAUCUUGUGAAUUAUCAGGAAAAGCAAACCCGCUGCGCAUUUUGCCACAAACAAGCAGCAUUCAGAUGCCAGAAGUGUGAUGUUGCACUUUUUGCAAGUUUUAUAAGUUCAUAA